Peromyscus eremicus (cactus mouse) is the source of this 2357-nucleotide messenger RNA. RefSeq names its product Ral GEF with PH domain and SH3 binding motif 2 (gene Ralgps2). Gene Ontology annotation, cellular component: plasma membrane. Gene Ontology annotation, molecular function: guanyl-nucleotide exchange factor activity. The record is from RefSeq and is a predicted model, not a curated record. Lineage: Eukaryota; Metazoa; Chordata; Mammalia; Rodentia; Cricetidae. Bases 254 to 2005 code for a protein of 583 amino acids. Gene Ontology annotation, biological process: positive regulation of GTPase activity; Ras protein signal transduction. The transcript is spliced from 20 exons.
CCGCCCGGCGCGCGCCCCCUGCGCGGCCCGGGGUGGAUCCGGCGCACUCCCCUCCCCCGAGCGCCGGCGGCGGGUGCUGAAUGAGAGACGCCGACUGUUCGGCUGGGCGAGCGCGCUGCCUCCACUCGGAGCUGCUGCGGGCGAAGCGGAGGCGACGGCCGCGGCUACACAGGAAUAAUGUAUUUGUGGCCUUGGACAUGAAGUAGUCAGACCUGUUGCUGUUGCUGUAGGACCAGGGGCUGAUGAGGGAAGCAUGGACCUAAUGAACGGGCAGGCAAGCAGUGUUAAUAUCGCAGCGACCGUUUCUGAGAAAAGUAGCAGCUCUGAGUCGUUAAGUGAGAAGGGCUCUGAAUUGAAGAAAAGUUUUGAUGCUGUGGUAUUUGAUGUUCUUAAAGUUACGCCAGAAGAAUACGCGGGUCAGAUAACGCUAAUGGAUGUUCCAGUGUUUAAAGCUAUUCAGCCAGAUGAGCUGUCAAGUUGUGGAUGGAAUAAAAAAGAAAAAUAUAGUUCUGCACCAAAUGCAGUUGCUUUCACAAGAAGAUUUAAUCAUGUGAGCUUUUGGGUUGUCAGAGAGAUUCUCCACGCCCAGACACUGAAGAUAAGAGCGGAGGUCCUGAGCCACUACAUUAAGACUGCUAAGAAACUAUAUGAACUUAAUAACCUUCAUGCACUUAUGGCUGUGGUUUCCGGCUUACAGAGUGCACCGAUUUUCAGGUUGACUAAGACAUGGGCGUUAUUAAGUCGAAAAGACAAAACUACCUUUGAAAAAUUAGAAUAUGUAAUGAGUAAAGAAGAUAACUACAAAAGACUCAGAGACUAUAUAAGUAGCUUAAAGAUGACACCUUGCAUUCCCUAUUUAGGUAUCUAUCUGUCAGACUUGACAUACAUUGACUCAGCGUACCCAUCCACUGGCAGCAUUCUAGAAAAUGAGCAGAGAUCAAAUUUGAUGAAUAACAUUCUUCGAAUAAUUUCUGAUUUACAGCAGUCCUGUGAAUAUGAUAUUCCCAUGUUGCCUCAUGUCCAAAAGUACCUGAAUUCCGUUCAAUAUAUAGAAGAACUACAAAAGUUUGUGGAAGACGAUAAUUACAAGCUCUCGUUAAAGAUAGAACCUGGGACAAGUACACCACGUUCUGCUGCUUCCAGAGAAGACCUAGUAGGUCCUGAAGUAGGCGCCUCGCCCCAGAGCGGGAGGAAGAGCAGCGCGGCCGAGGGGGCUUUACUGCCCCAGACGCCCCCGUCCCCUCGGAACCUGAUCCCGCAUGGACACAGGAAGUGCCAUAGCUUGGGUUACAAUUUCAUUCAUAAGAUGAACACGGCAGAAUUUAAGAGUGCGACAUUCCCAAAUGCAGGGCCACGGCACCUGCUGGAUGAUAGCGUCAUGGAGCCCCAUGCACCAUCCCGAGGCCAAGCUGAGAGCUCCACGCUCUCCAGUGGGAUAUCCAUAGGGAGUAGUGACGGCUCUGAACUAAGUGAAGAGACCUCGUGGCCGGCUUUUGAAAGGAACAGAUUAUACCAUUCUCUCGGCCCGGUGACAAGAGUGCCACGAAAUGGCUAUGGAAGCCACACGAAGGCCACCAGUUCUGCGGAGUCGGAAGACUUGGCCGUGCACCUGUACCCAGGAGCUGUUACUAUUCAAGGUGUCCUCAGGAGGAAAACGUUGUUGAAAGAAGGCAAAAAACCCACAGUAGCAUCUUGGACAAAGUAUUGGGCAGCCUUGUGUGGAACACAGCUUUUUUACUAUGCUGCCAAAUCUCUGAAGGCUACAGAAAGAAAACAUUUCAAGUCAACGUCGAAUAAGAAUGUGUCUGUGGUGGGAUGGAUGGUGAUGAUGGCUGAUGAUCCAGAGCAUCCAGACCUCUUUCUGCUUACUGACUCGGAGAAAGGAAAUUCAUACAAGUUUCAAGCUGGCAGCAGGAUGAACGCAAUGCUGUGGUUUAAACAUUUGAGUGCGGCCUGCCAGAGUGACAAGCAGCAGGUUCCUACAAACUUGAUGACAUUUGAGUAGAGGCCUGAGAAAGAGGAGGUGUACCAUUGUUCCAUCGCGUGGAGCAAGGACCUGCUGAGAGCAGCCAGCCGCACCAUCCCGUGCCAGGGAGAGCCCCCAGGCUCCAGCCCAGCCUCCCUCCGGAGCUCAGAACCAAAAGCACUCAUUUCAGGGAAUGAAGAGAGAUUCCCAGAGAACACAUUGGAGUUGCAAAACAAACUGCCAUGAACUACAUACGCUUCUUAUCUCCGAACUGACCUGUGGAAACCACUGCCUUAACAGAGUGAGGGAAAAGCAACACCAAAUAGUGUGUGUGAAUCUUCUGGCGGUGCUGUGCUUGGAAUAAAUUGUCGCUAAUUUGCGUUUCUUUUAA